GAUAAACAAGAGACUUGUCAUAGUUGUUAUAACUACACAAAAAAAAAUUAUAUCGAAUUCUAUGUCUCUUGGGGUUUACUAGUACCUGCAGUCACUCAGUGAGUAGUUGACGCAAACAAGACGCAAUCGCAAACAUGUCGGCACGCAAGGUAGAAACACGUCCUGGUACGGGGACGUGGUCGAGAGGGUGGCCGCAAAUGAAAUUAGGGAAUGGAGCGCAGAAGCCAGCUGAGAUGAAGCGACUUGAAGAGAUGAAAUAUUUGAACUUUUCCACUGGCGGUAGCGCUUCUUCGGGCGGUGCCUUUCUUUUAUGGGUUGGAAGUUGACCUUGACCACUCAUCUAUGAGCAUAUCUAGUAGGAGUCUCUGUUGAUAUCUCUCAUCUAUGAGCAUCAGUAAAUCUAUGAACAAGUAGUUUUCAAGUAGGAUGAAAGGCAUUGCGAUCUAGAUGCUUAGUCGACGUGCAGCCCCUAACUCUUGCCAGUGGCAAGCUCUUGCGAAAAGCGCAGCGUCCGGCGUUGCGUGACAUUCGUGGGGUCAUCACAGGAAUAAAGCCUCUCACGAUGAAUACGUCUGUUUUAAGGCAUCUAGAAGAGACUUAUGCGUGAGUCAUUCUAUGUAUUUCUUUGUACCUAAUACUACAAUCUAGCAACUUCUCAUUUCUACUAAGGCUUCCAGAAACUAAUGUACUAUGUAUCCUAAAUGGUAGCGGACGAAGAAGACGAUAUCAAUGGAUAGGCGGAAGUCGCCAAUCCAAGCCGACGAAAGAGUAACACAGCACCAAACAAUGAAAAUGAAUAACAAUCAUGAAUUCACUAUUCAGAUUCAAGGGUAACAGCUGCCUUCGGAAGAUGCCAAAAAUGAGUGCCGAUUCUAACGAUCGAAAAACUGGUCGUCGUUGAUGCAGCACCGGAGAUGAAUACGACACAGCACCAGGUUGGAACCGAGCAGGAUGAUGCGGCGAUAACGUCACCAACGGAUGGCAUGGCCGUCGACGUGCCGGAGGCAGCAACGGACAAUCAGUGGGCGAGAGAAUCAAUGUCGCUCGGUGAUCUGAUUUUAGCUGCAAAUGCGGGAAAGCAGAGUGCGCAAAUGCAACUCGAGCAAAAGUUGGAAACGGUUCGAUAUUCAACAAAUAUGUGAAUGAGGUAAGUAUAGCAGAAGAAAAUGUAGAAAGUCUCAGUAUAUUGAUUCAGUUUAAGUGUAGCUUGUCCACCUUGUGCAAUGAUCUCCUUGUGCAAUGAUCGCUUAGAUGAAGCAGAAAUUGAAAUUUAGAACGAGAACAGAUUUUCCUACCCUUCCUUUAUUGAUUUCAAUCUAUGCACUAGGUUUCAAAGUCGGGAGGGGUCGAUAGCUUGAUCACGUGUUUGCAGGAUUUAGCAGCCGCUGGAUUGAUGUCUUUUCAGCGAAGCGACGUUCCUACGCUGACACCCGGGACUACGAAUGCGUUGUUGAUGCGAUUAGCCUCUGGUUCUACUCCGAUCAUAUUUUAUUUUUCUAUUCCCGAGUAGAAAUAGCGCUGUUCUCCGCUUCAAAGCUUAUUUUUGUAUUCCCGAAAGCGAAACUUUCCCAGUAGCAAGCCGGUGGCACAGCAUUAGAUACUCGACUUGUCCUGGCGACAUAUGAGCCCUUUUGCCACUACUUUCGUCGUGUAUGGUAGGUAUUUAGUACAUUAUUCUUGGAUGAUGACAAACAAGCGGUGUUUUCUUUACAUUUACUUCUCAGUUUCCACGGAGUCAAGAGAGGACCUGGUGAAAGCCUAUUCUGUAGUAUCUUCCUUUAGCACAUCCGGAAGAAAUGCCCUGCGAACAAAAAAGUGGUUAAGGCGAGUCAUUGUUUAGCGAGUUCGAUCAAACAACUUAUACUAGAAGGAUUCUUCUCGAUUAUGGGCUCUUAGAGUGUCAUCCUCGUCUAGACAGAUUUGUUUGUGUCAAGAAUUUUCCUCUAUGAAGCUACAUCUUUCUAAUCUGCCUGAGGACGAAGCUAGUUUCCAAUAUCAUGCGACGAUAUCCGACUCGCCUGCUGCACCUGCGAAUAGAGCCACCAUUCUUGUGUAUUAUAUUUUUAAUUUUUCUGGUAGGGCACUGCCUAGAAGAAAAACGCUUUUGGUUCAGAAUGACUUCGGACCAGGUAAUUCCUUUUGUUCUGAAUGAGGCAUUUUGACUGGGACAUUUCCAAGAACUUGAUACUUUUACAUGCUAGUUUCCAUGCAACCGUAUCUGAAUAUCAGUAUCUAUCCUCUUACAGCCAAGGAAGUCUGUGCAGAAGAGGAGAUCGGCUUAAAUACGCCUUCGGUGCUGCAAUUGGAUCUGUAUGGAGGAUGUUUUUUCUCCGAUUUAACAGACCAUCGAGGCUGCCCCUUUUGCCCUGAGAAGUGCAUAGACGUUUUAGAGAAGUGCAUCAACUUCUGCCGAUCCGGUGCUUGAUGCGCAGGGUUGAGGCGGGAACCCAUCCAAAUCUCAAUCUAAAUCUCGAUGGUCUGCCUAGAUAGAUGGAAAAUACACCAUUCAUAAUGUGGACCUCGUACUGACGAAGCUCGGAAAGGACCUCUCGUUACUCAGCGGAGUGGGGGACAAAGCGUCGUUGACCGAAGCUUGUCUCUUUUUAUGCGGGCAAAAGUAAUUUAGUACGAAAGGUCAUCGAAAUUGAGUCAGGCUGGAGCACAUGAAAUGAAAAAUACGUUUAGUCUUCUAAAAAAGAUAUUAGGUUAUUAUUGAUAUAUAUUAGAUAAUUAGAUAUAUGAGAUAAUUUUAAGAUGAUAGGGUUAGGUAGAGAUGACCACUAGAUAAGAGAUCGUGACUGAUCGUUCGAUGUUAUAGAAGGAUUGUGCUUGUGUGCGAGAGCAAGGAUCUAAGAACUGUCACUGGAACUAGAUGAAUAUCUACUCGGUAGUCGAUUUAUUAAGCUUGAACAUCUCGGUGUGCGAUUGAUGAAGGUUAGCUGUGUUCCAUUGCGAGAUUGAAUUGUGAGAAUUGUUCCGCGUGGUCACUGAUACAAACCAUAUUAAUACCAGUUACCACCUCGACCACCCCAACAGGCCCAGCAAAAAGCUGUUUAUCAUCCUUUAACACCAAGACUGCAGUCUUUGUAUUUGAAGCUGUUGCUGUUGACAGCGGAACCGAUUACGCCGGCGGCCCGUGAAGUUGUCAUGGAGAAGUUGCAUCAUGACUGUAGAAUAUUCGAACGACAUUUCCCGGAAUUUCAGGCAGACGCGAUAUACGACAUUCAUGAAUUUUUGAGGUAUCGUUCCUCCUUUCAAUCUGAUUGUUGAUUCUCCAGUUUAUUCGAUAACAGCUCUGAGUGCAACAUGUACAACCGGACGACUAGAAGGAUGCCUUCAUCACAACCUGCGGACGAUUAAGUACUACUACAAACUUUAACUUUUUCUCUCCUUGUUUGUACUCACUAAAAAGAUUGAUCAUCAUGAAGUCUUUUCUCUUUCACGUUUUACAGCUGUGAAGUGGUCAUGCUACCGAUGAUUGCUGUCAGGCUGCUGGUGAGGUACUGGGAUCUUAGCGAGACCGACGUUUAUUCGAUCCUCUUUUUAUGUUGGGACAACUAGAAGGAUGCUGAUGGAAUAUAGGAACCACAAGAAAGGUCGUCCAACUGAGUUAAAACUACUUCUUAAGUAGAAAGAUGCUGAUGGAAUGUAAGAACCCCAACUAGUUAACUAUGUCUGUACGAGGGAGGAGACACAUUCAGAAUAUGGCCUGGAUACCCAUAUUUGAAUAGUUCUCCCUCGCCCAUAGCAGUUCUGGCACCUAUCUCAGGCCUACUAGCACUGUAUUGUUCCUCAUCCUCUUUCUUCGUUCAUGAUUGGCGCACGAGGGUGUGCACACAGACCCAGAAUUCGGCGAAGAUAUGCAAAACUUGGUCCGCCUUGUCACCGAACGCCGGUCCAAAGCUUCCCCCUCUGCAUCCGAGUGGGGUCUAUUUUUAAGGGUUUAGUUUUUUAGAAGGAUGAUCAUGGAACUUCCUUGCAGUACUUCUAAAACCACGGACGAUGCAUAAUUAACUUAUAUUGGAGUAGUCAAUCUCAAAUCCUACGCGCACUUAUUACAUGGCCUUUCUACAGCGUCAUGAAUGGCCGCACUGCGAUUGCUACUAGUGCCAGUACUUCUGUUGACUAGGACAUCACUUUUCCCACUACGUCUUGUACUCUCUCUUCGUGUAGUACUAACAAUCUCUAGAAGGUUUGGCAUUCUCUCUACUUCGUGUACUAGUUUGGAACCUCUAACAACCUCUGGUGGGGUUUCUGACGAGGAUGCGAUGAUGGAGGGUUCUAGAAGUCAGGAUUACAGUUACUUUGAACAAGAGGAGGAUGGUAAACGCCUGAGGACAUCAGAGGAUUACGAGAAGUCAGCCGGAAACUUUGCAGACGGAGAUUUCGACGGAAAUGCGCAGUGCUUUCGCUGGGUGCACAAGCCUUUUUGGUGGCAAAAAGAUCAAGAUGUCCCUGCUUUUGAGCUCGAUGCCUGAGUUGUAUUUUCGGUACUUAAGAAGUUACCUCUAUAAAUUAAUCUCGAUGCAGUUGAUGAUGUCGUGAACGGCUAAGUAGCCGAUGGCUAAAGUCAGUCUACUCGCGGCUUGUGCCUACACGCGAGGUCGAUGUACCUACUAGAUGUCGUACUCCACAUAACAAAGUACACACCAUUUCAUGGCUGGCAUUUCCCAUGUGACAGUGAAAUUGAGGACGUCCUCACUGGCUAGAAACGCAUCACAGUGACACACGUUGUCGUUCCUUUAAAUCAAAUCAUGUCACAGAUCCCCAUAUUUUUGAUUUUGGAUAGAUCCUUGGUGUAUUCCGAGAGCAGGCUCCACUCUGACUCGUACAUGUUUGUUCUUCCAUUUUGGUUCUUACAUGUAGUAAGUGUUGAUCAUUCUUACAUCUACAGCUAGUCUUGGUUCUUCCACUUAAUUAUAAUCUAUUCUGUUGUGAUGACGUGAAAAUCAUAUAAACAAACAGUCCUACAACCAUGUUGUUUGAUUUGGUGAAAAUCCUGUAACAAACAAGAGUAAUCCAAUUUUCUACGAUGUGUUGGAAACUUCUUCCGCUCUACGGCCGUCGCCGUCUUGGAAAACUACGUGUAUUCAUAUUCAUUGUCCCAAAGGACAAUAUUUUGGCAGUAGAAAUUUUUCGCUAAGAAAAUUUGUUUCCUGCUCAUAUCAAAGUGCAUAGGCUCCGAUAUUAUUGUAGUUUUUGUCUCGCUUGUAUUUGUGAUGCAGGAGUUACUCUGGCAGACACGUUUUUAGCGGUCCUGUUCCGAAGGUUCAUUACCCAGAAAAUUUGGUCCCUGUAGAAUUCCACUGGCAUCCAUCGUUUCAUAUCACAAAUUACGGCUAUUGUGUCAUAUCACAAACUACGGCUAAACUGGAUACUUACAUAGAAGUUUUUGAUCGUAUGUUGUUUUUUAUUUAUUCUUACUGCUUGUGCUGCGUCGUGGCUGGCGUGAUAUAAUGCCAUGAUCAGCAUCAGCUGUGCACAGGAUUGCAACAUUUUUUGCACAGAAAACUAAAAUGAACCAAGAAUAUGUGCUGAGAUUUCUGUCUGUUGUAUGUAUUUGAGCAAUGCAUUUAGGGGGAAAACCCAGAU
Molecule: messenger RNA, 5592 nt
Organism: Amoebophrya sp. A25
Lineage: Eukaryota; Dinophyceae; Syndiniales; Amoebophryaceae
Source: the annotation of a GenBank genome assembly